Molecule: messenger RNA, 985 nt
Organism: Spodoptera frugiperda (fall armyworm)
Lineage: Eukaryota; Metazoa; Arthropoda; Insecta; Lepidoptera; Noctuidae
Product: collagenase-like
Exons: 6
Coding region: 20-865 (281 amino acids)
Biological process (GO): proteolysis
Molecular function (GO): serine-type endopeptidase activity
Source: RefSeq, a predicted model, not a curated record
UUUCCCUUCAGUCUUCACUAUGAAGUUGCUGAUGGUAGUCGUGUGUGCGUUGGGGGCGGGAGUGCAGGCGCUGUACCACAGGAGUGUGGGCAUCCCAGCAGCCUCUGAGAUACGUCUGCGGGAGUCCAUGCGCGUGGCUGGAGGCCUACCUUCUUUCCUUGGGGAGCACCCGUUCUUAGCGGGGCUAGUGAUCACGCUGGUGGUUGGGGAGAGCUCAGCAACGUCAGUAUGUAGCGGCGCGCUGAUCAGUGACAGACGCGUGCUGACCGCGGCUCAGUGCGUCUGGGACGGCGACCUGCAGGCUGGGGAGAUUACUGUGGUGCUGGGUUCCAUCAGGUUGUUCUCCGGCGGGACGCGACGCCUGGCCGUCCCCACCCUGCACCCGGACUACAACGCCACGGCCGCGGGCUCCCGGCGGCUGCAACACGACAUCGCUGUGCUCACCAUUGCCUAUGUGCGCUUCUCUAAUGAGAUCAAUGUGGUGCCGCUACCGAAGGGAAUGACCGACACGUUCGUGGGGAGGAGGGCUGAGGUCAUCGGCUUCGGGAGGACCGGGGAAGACAUACCGAUAGGGUUCAAUCAAGCUCUGCGCGACGUGUACGUGCCAGUGAUCAGUAACUCAGCGUGCACUGAGUACUACUGGUACUCGCUCAGUGACUCACAGCUGUGUACGAACGGGACGCGCGGGCGCGGGCCCUGCGGCGGCGACGGUGGCGCCCCUCUCAUACUGCGGUACUACACUGGAAACUCCGACUUAUUGAUCGGGUUGGUAUCCUUCAGUCAUGUCCGGGGCUGUCAGUCCGGGAACCCGACAGGAUACACCCGCAUCACUUCUUACAUGAGUUGGAUCGAGACAUUCUUGUAGUCUACAGUGCCAAGAGUUGCUAUACUGCCACGCAACUGACCAACUGUUCAAUAUAUUUUAGUUUUAUGUUUUUUAUGGGAUUGGAAAUAUUUUAAAAUUAAUAAAAGUAACUGAUGUUUA